AUGGCAGACGACGAUCCAGCUCCAGGGACCACGGAAACGAGAAGCAAGCCUUCACAAGAGACCUGCUUUAUCUGGUACCACGGAAAAUGCAAGCGCUCUCUGAACCCUAAGACAGCACCCUGUCCCUACCUUCACGCACUUACAGACGUGCCAUCCAUGGUACAGCCGCCCCCAGGCUAUGUGCACCCCGAACCCUGCGGUUUGCCGUGGUGCCCGGGAGACGGCGUCCCCAAACCCAGUCCUGCCAAACCCGGAGGCGGCGACUUCAAGGGUUUCACAAACGCCUUAGGCAGGUCACGCGAAAAGUAUGAAGGUGAGACGGGAGACUCAGAAGCGGAGACGAAGGACAACGAAACAACAAGCGAGGCGCCUAGCUGCGGAGAGCCGCGGGACGAAGGGAGACCGGACUGGUACCUGAGUGGCUUUGAUGAGGAGUAG
Molecule: messenger RNA, 438 nt
Organism: Baudoinia panamericana UAMH 10762
Lineage: Eukaryota; Fungi; Ascomycota; Dothideomycetes; Mycosphaerellales; Teratosphaeriaceae
Exons: 1
Coding region: 1-438 (145 amino acids)
Source: RefSeq, a predicted model, not a curated record